Messenger RNA from Leptonychotes weddellii (Weddell seal), 696 nucleotides. RefSeq names its product calcium and integrin binding family member 3 (gene CIB3). The record is from RefSeq and is a predicted model, not a curated record. NCBI's taxonomy places the organism in Eukaryota, Metazoa, Chordata, Mammalia, Carnivora, Phocidae. Gene Ontology annotation, biological process: calcium ion homeostasis. Gene Ontology annotation, molecular function: calcium ion binding; magnesium ion binding.
ACUCCUGGCAGUGGUCUUCACCAUGGGCAACAAGCAGACAGUCUUCGCUCAUGAGCAGCUGGAAGCAUAUCAGGACUGCACCUUCUUCACAAGAAAGGAAAUCAUGAGGCUCUUCUAUCGCUACCAGGACCUGGCUCCCCAGCUUGUCCCCCUCGACUAUACCAGCUGUCCUGAUGUGAAGGUGCCCUACGAGCUCAUCGGCAGCAUGCCCGAGCUGAAGGACAACCCUUUCCGCCAGAGGAUUGCCCAGGUGUUCUCUGAGGACGGGGAUGGGCACAUGACCUUGGACAACUUCCUGGACAUGUUUUCCGUGAUGAGCGAAAUGGCUCCCCGCGACCUCAAAGCUUACUAUGCUUUUAAAAUUUAUGACUUUAACAAUGACGGCUACAUUUGUGCAUGGGACCUGGAGCAGACAGUGACCAAGCUGACGCGGGGGGAGCUGAGCACUGAGGAGGUGAGCCUGGUGUGUGAGAAGGUGCUAGAUGAGGCCGAUGGCGACCAUGAUGGGCGGCUCUCCCUGGAAGACUUCCAGAACAUGAUCCUGCGGGCACCCGACUUCCUCAGUACUUUCCACAUCCGCAUCUGAGCGCACCACGGAGAAGAAGUCAGGUCAGAGGAGGACGGGGUGACCCCUCACUCCGCUGUGAAAUCCGGUCUCCCUGGGUUCUGGGAAUAAACACACGUCACUGAGUCACA